Molecule: messenger RNA, 1037 nt
Organism: Canariomyces notabilis
Lineage: Eukaryota; Fungi; Ascomycota; Sordariomycetes; Sordariales; Chaetomiaceae
Product: GroES-like protein
Exons: 3
Coding region: 9-1037 (342 amino acids)
Molecular function (GO): oxidoreductase activity
Source: RefSeq, a predicted model, not a curated record
CCGCCACCAUGCGCUCCCUCGUAGCCCCCAGAUACUGUCAGCCCGCGGGUUACGAAGUCAUAGACCUCCCAACGCCGACCCCAGACGAUCUGAAGCCAAAUGACGUUCUGAUUCGCGUCCAUGCUGCUGCCAUCCAAACUGGAGAUACCCAAGCUGCGGCUGGGGUGUCCAAGCUACUGGUUUCGACCAAGUUUCCCCUCCGCCUCGGCAUGUCUGGCUCCGGCAUCGUCAUCGCGGUCGGCAGCGGCGUCAAAUCCCUUCGCGUAGGCGAUGCCGUCUGUGGACUUGCCUUCAAGCACGGCCAGAUUUUUGAAGAGGCCGCAGCCCUAACCGGGUCCGUUCUCACGGCAUACCAAUGUGUGAAGCGCUACUUUGAGCUCACCGGCCAGCCGCCCGGGACUAGCACACUAGAGGGCAAAACCGUCUUCAUCCCCGGGGCACUGAGCGCGGCUGGCUCUGUGUCCACCCAGGUUGUUAAGAACGUCUACGGUGCUAAGACCGUAGUGUCGACGGUUUCGACCCCGAAAAUGGGCCUUGUGGAGAAGUACUUGCCUGAUGUCGUGGAUGAGCUGGUCAACUACGAGACGCAAAACAUUGUGCAAGAAGUUGGGAGGGGAACCGUCGACUUUGUUCUGAACACGCAGUGGGACUUGGUUGGUACCUUUCCGCUUGCGAACCCGCAGACGGGCGCCGUGGUCUCGAUCGCAAGUAUACCCAGUCCUAGGACGGUGAGGAGCAUGAUAGGGGACUCGCCUGCGCCCAUACUUGUUCGCUGGUUUAUUCUAGCGAUAACUACUUUAGCCCACAUGUGGUAUAACUGGAUGCUGCGAGGCACCAAGGUUAAACAGGAUUUUGUAUCGGGAAACCCCGGCAAUAGGGAGGAUUUGGAGAGGUCUGGCGAAUGGGUUGCUGCCGGGAAGAUCAAGGCCGUCAUGACGGUGGUAGAUAUCGAGGAUAUCGAGGCGGUGAGGAAAGCUUGUACUAUGGUUGCGACGGGCAAGGGAGGUAUUGGUAAGUUGGUAAUUCGGUUGGCCUAG